GCUCGUUGAGGUCAUAUCCGGUUUGUCUUCCGCUGUCAGACCGCCGCUGAAGUUCUCACGGAAACUUGUUACGACCCAAAGUUAAAGCGAACGGAACUGGGACCUUCAAGUCUCAGGGACAGCGGUGUAACUGCUGCCACAGAGAAUUAAACAUGUUUUCCUUGUCAAUGACGGUGCAGCCGCAGGUGACGGUGCCUCUCAGCCACCUCAUCAACGUCCUACACUCCCUGAAGAGCUCAGUGGGGAGCAGCAGCCGUGUCACCUGCAAAUCCAGGAGUCCCCAGCAGCCUGCCUCUGACCCACAACUGCACUGCACCGAGUCCACGUGGAACCUGCAGGAGCUCGGAUUAUCAGACCUGGGAACACAGCAGCUGGAUGAGCUUGUGAACCGCGUGUUGCCGCGCUUUAACACACAUGACGCCCCGUUCCUACUGGGCGGCCAGACCGCCUGGAGGACGACCCAUCUUUCUUCACACUCCUUUUUCUACAACAAGCACGGGUUCGCAUGUAGUCCCAUGCAUGUGUCGGCCCAAGUGUUAUCCAGGCCGCAUCAUUCACCUCUUCACUCUGUCUGCGCAGAGCUACACCAGUGGCCAGUGUUGGUCCAAAGCAGGGGCUUUAAAACUUUGAGGACCAAAACAAGACGACGGCAGUCAAAGCUGGGUCACCCCCUGGAAUCCGAGGGGUAUACACCAUCUUUUAUGAAGGGUUUCCUCUCACGGGACAAGGUGAGCGAAGUGGAGAGUUUAGACAGUCUGGUGAUCAACAAGAACAUUCCCGAUGGACAACAGGAUUCUUUCAAGAGAGGCUUCGCCGAGGGUUUCCUGAAAGCUCAAGCCUUGACACAGCGCACACAAGACUCUCUGAGGAGGAUUCGCCUCAUCCUGCUGGUGCUGCUCCUUAUUGGGAUCUAUGGAAUCUCCAAAACCCCCUUCCUAUCGGUGCGGUUCCGAACUACUACAGGACUGGACUCAGCGGUGGACCCGGUCCAGAUGAAGAACGUGACGUUUGAGCACGUCAAAGGAAUAGAGGAGGCCAAGAACGAGCUGCAGGAGGUGGUGGAGUUCCUGAAAAACCCACAGAAGUUCACAGCGUUGGGAGGAAAGCUGCCGAAAGGUGUGCUACUUGUCGGCCCUCCUGGGACUGGUAAGACCCUCCUGGCCCGGGCGGUGGCCGGAGAAGCGGAUGUGCCAUUCUACUACGCCUCUGGGUCGGAGUUUGAUGAGAUGUUUGUUGGAGUGGGAGCGAGUCGCAUCAGGAACCUCUUCAGGGAGGGUAAAGCCAAUGCUCCCUGCGUGAUCUUCAUCGACGAACUGGACAGUGUGGGCGGGAAAAGGAUUGAGUCUCCCAUGCACCCUUACUCCAGACAGACCAUCAACCAGCUACUUGCUGAGAUGGAUGGGUUUAAACCAAAUGAAGGGGUGAUCAUCAUUGGAGCCACAAACUUCCCUGAGGCUUUGGACAACGCCCUGAUCCGCCCAGGACGUUUCGACAUGCAGGUGACCGUCCCCAAACCGGACGUGAAGGGACGCACAGAGAUCCUCAACUGGUACCUGAAAAAGAUUAAAAUGGAUCCAGCCAUUGAGGCCAGUAUUAUUGCCCGGGGCACGGUGGGCUUCUCGGGCGCUGACCUGGAAAAUCUGGUCAACCAGGCGGCCCUGAAGGCAGCAGUCGACGGCAAAGACAUGGUCACUCUGAAGGAGCUGGAGUUCGCCAAGGACAAAAUCCUCAUGGGCCCUGAGAGGAGGAGUGCAGAAAUAGACCAGAAGAAUAAAAUCCUCACAGCCUACCACGAGUCGGGCCACGCAAUUGUUGCAUACUACACCAAAGACGCCAUGCCGAUCAACAAGGCGACCAUCAUGCCCAGGGGCCGGAGUCUGGGACAUGUGUCCAUGCUUCCGGAGAACGAUCGCUGGAGUGAGACUCGCUCUCAGUUGCUCGCCCAGAUUGACGUCAGUAUGGGUGGACGUGUGGCGGAGGAGAUGGUAUUCGGUCAGGGGGACAUCACAACCGGAGCAUCAAGUGAUUUUGACAGUGCUACCAAGAUCGCCAAGAUGAUGGUGACCAGAUUUGGAAUGUGUGAAAAGCUGGGUGUGAUGACCUACACUGACCUUACAAAGCAGAGCCCAGAGACACAAGCGGCUGUGGAGCAUGAAGUCAGGGUGUUACUGAAGGAGUCUUACGAGCGAGCCAAAGCCCUGCUGAAGUCUCACGCCAAGGAGCACAAGAACCUGGCCGACGCUCUGCUCAUGUACGAGACACUGGAUGCCAAAGAGAUCCAGCUGGUCCUGGAGGGCAAGACCCUGGAGACGAGAUGAAACCAGCAAGGACGGAAACGAUCGCGGUGGGAAACAACAGGGGGGUCAUUAUUUUGAGUGCUCAUGCGUUUAGGAAGCUGGGAAUCAGAGGAGUGAGAAGUCCUGGCCUCUGUUCACACACGUCUCUUGACAUGUUGGACGGUGUCUUCCCAUCAUGGAAUCUCACAAAUAUUUCAAGACCAAUAGCUUUUGUUAUUUGAAACUUCAACAUGGCUUUCUUGUUUUCAGCAGGUGUUUGUAGCCGUAUGUGGGAAGGUCAAAUGUCUAAUGUUAACUCAGGUCACUUUAUCAGCUGGUGUUAUGAAAUAAUACAUGAAUGUAAAUAUGCACCUUAAUUGUUUUUUUUUUUAAUUUGGUCAGAUUCUAUUUAGUGAGCAUAUACAGGUUCCCAAUCUGUCAAUAUGAAAUGCUGAGCAGCAUAAACCAUUGACCCAAGGAGCCACUGUCUAAUCUUGGCAGCCAUAAUUUAAAUUAAUCUCAGCUCGUUUUUUUUUAUUUAAGAUGUUUUCCUGUGUUUGUGUGCACCUGUGUUAUUUGUACGUAUAUGUUCAAGGUCAGGCUGUACUCUUCUCUUCUUCAGCUUGUCAAAUUCUUAAGUUGGCACCUUGAAUUUUCCAAUGACUUCUUUGUGUCUGGGAUGUUUGACGAUCUCCCGUCCUGCUGUUUCCCCCACUGCUCCCUGUUGCUUCAAGGUUGCCUUUUGGGGCUGGGGGGAUGUACUGUUAGUGUUUUCUUUUUGUUUUCCCUUUUGAAGUAGGACGUGUAAAAAGUAAAACUACAACGUCACAGCACUUUAUAUUAGUGAACAAAUUCAAAAUACACCUGUGCAAUCUUCAUGUAAUUUAUUUAAUCCAUGUUGUGUGUGUACAGGUUGAACAGAAACCGCUGCUCAGCCUCCGAAAGCACGCAGGAAACACAAGCUGCGUUCAGGUAGUGAUAGGGUCAUGGAAUCUUUAGGAUUUAAAGUUGUGGGAUUAGCCUGAUUUAUUGAAAUACUCACUUUGCGAAAAUAUCAGUUCUUCUUAUACCUGCAAACGGAUGGAUUUUGCCAGUUCUUUCAGCUACAGUAUUGUCCCAUGCCAUCUUUAAAAAAAGAUGUGAGACAAACAUGAAGUUUAAUUGUAAAUAGACCUUGUUUCUAAAGAUGAAAUUUCUUCAACUGAGUUUGUUGGUAGAAAGUCGAAGCUGUGUGUCUGUGAAAAUGUCUUUCCUUUAAAUUGAGUAGUUAAAGCGGCAACCUUGUAUGUAAUCCUCAAUUUAUAACUAGACUAGACAGUUUAGCUGUUGUCAGGAUUACCACCAGCAGAUACUUUAUCAAUAGUGUGUUCAUCUUCUGUUAUGUUGCUUCACUUUGACAUAUAAUAUAUCUGUUUAUUGGUCUUAUAUACAUAUACAUCUUUGGGAUGUGAUGGGAAUAUUGUAUAUAGAUGUAUAGUAACGCUUUUAAUGCUGUGCACACACCGAAUCGCUCUCUGCUGUUGAGGGACGAAGGUCUCCACGAACACCGUGAUGGCAACGCUUCAUGAAUGUUUGUGCGGCUGAAAUAAAUAAAGAGAAACCAAAAGAAAAAACUUGAAA
Scophthalmus maximus (turbot) is the source of this 3896-nucleotide messenger RNA. RefSeq names its product ATP-dependent zinc metalloprotease YME1L1. Bases 153 to 2318 code for a protein of 721 amino acids. Gene Ontology annotation, cellular component: mitochondrial inner membrane. Gene Ontology annotation, molecular function: metalloendopeptidase activity; ATP-dependent peptidase activity; ATP hydrolysis activity. The record is from RefSeq and is a predicted model, not a curated record. NCBI's taxonomy places the organism in Eukaryota, Metazoa, Chordata, Actinopteri, Pleuronectiformes, Scophthalmidae. The transcript has 18 exons. Gene Ontology annotation, biological process: mitochondrion organization; protein quality control for misfolded or incompletely synthesized proteins.